This is a messenger RNA of Hypoxylon trugodes, 1336 nucleotides long. RefSeq lists its product as uncharacterized. The coding region runs from base 434 to 1042 and encodes 202 amino acids. The transcript is spliced from 2 exons. NCBI's taxonomy places the organism in Eukaryota, Fungi, Ascomycota, Sordariomycetes, Xylariales, Hypoxylaceae. The record is from RefSeq and is a predicted model, not a curated record.
AGAUCUCUAUAAUGUUGGGCUGAGCAAGGCUCAGGGCUGAACCGCUGUGCCGCGAAAUAAAAUUCCAUGCACUCUAUAAGUGGAUCUCUAUAGGCCCUUAAAGAUCGUUUGAUAGGGCGCAGGGUUCGUGUUUGAACUUGGCGUUAGCACGACGUUACAUGGUCAAUCCUAAGUACAAUUCUUGGCCUGGUCUAGUUAGGAAGCUUAGGACCCUGUUUCUGGUUGGCCGAGAUUAACAUCUCACGAUCCUCGUCGGAUAUGCUUAUAUGGAAUAGGACCUUCGGAUCUUCCUUUGACUUUCCUGUCCGGUUCGAGUAUAAAAGGACUGGGUCGUCUUGUAUAAUAUUCACGAUGGCAUCAUACCUCAUCAACAGCGACCUCCCGAUCCCUUGAAUACUAUACCUCGCAUAUCCACUCUCACAUAACUUCGAAAAUGCGUCCUAGCCUCAUAACGCUCUCGGCAGCCGCCACCGUCGCAGCUCUGCCCAACAUCACCGUGGUUCCAAAGGAAAACAGAUGCAGCAACUGGCCGUUUUUCCGCCAGUAUGAGAGUGUUGCCGGGCCAUUCGCCAUCUUCGCUGACUCAACCGGCAAGGACAUUGACGGAAACAAAGCCAGCUACCAAACUACCAAAGAAGUCACUAUCGCUUCGGCUUGGCUCAGCAUCGCCAACCAAAAAGACGUAGCAGUGCCUCGAAUACAAUGCCAGGUAUUCGGCAGCGCAGAAAUGCUCGCCAUGAGCGUAGACAGCCAAUACCAGCCAUUGAGCAUUUCAGAGUACAUCUACCACGAGUACGACGGCCUAAUCUUCAUCAAAAGCGUAGCAAAGGGUGCGCCAAUCGAGCCGCACUGGCAUUAUUACCCUAAUGGAACGCGACAAGCCGGGACGUUUCUAGGAUGGAACAACUUCACGACCUGGGCGUACUUGCUUGAUGAAACAUCUGGCCAGUAUCGGGUUAGACUUUUGACGGAUUCUCAGACUCUUUACGAUGGGGAAUUCACUGGUUUCGUGCGAGCCGGAGACCCUAGCACGUCCGACUAAGAGUACCAAUGAAAAUGGUCCUUUUAAGCGACAUGGAUGAUAUGAAAUGAGAAAUAAUUUAAUGUCUAAUGAAGACUCAUUUGUUUAAGCUGGUCUAGCUUAGAUUUGGAGUAGUUAAUGAAAGACAAUAUCAGCAAGAGACAUUUUUUUGGUAAAUGAAGUUGGACUUACUGUUGAUGAUGCGAUGUAGUGGUACUAGCCUCAAGUCUUCGUUCUAUAAUUUUCAAAAAUCCUUCCAGUGCAGCGUAGAAGGUAAUUACCUAAACACCUACAUAGGUAGGUAGUAGGCGAACA